Molecule: messenger RNA, 1413 nt
Organism: Metarhizium album ARSEF 1941
Lineage: Eukaryota; Fungi; Ascomycota; Sordariomycetes; Hypocreales; Clavicipitaceae
Product: dihydroorotate reductase PyrE
Exons: 1
Coding region: 1-1413 (470 amino acids)
Biological process (GO): pyrimidine ribonucleotide biosynthetic process; 'de novo' pyrimidine nucleobase biosynthetic process
Cellular component (GO): mitochondrial inner membrane; cytoplasm
Molecular function (GO): dihydroorotate dehydrogenase activity
Source: RefSeq, a predicted model, not a curated record
AUGUCGUCGUCAGCUGCUCGCCCGCGUCUAGCCGCAAGAGCCAUCCGCUCCGGCCCAGCCUCCCACCUCCGCGCCGAAUCUUUCCGCAUCUCCAUGCCCGCAUCACGGCGACGGGCCUCUUCCUCGACCAGCGCAUCCGUCCAAGCUGGACGCGCACGAGCCGUUCUGUACGGAGGCGCUCUUGCGGCCGCUCUCUGCGUCGGAUACCUCUACGCGACCGACACGCGAGCAUUCCCUCACAGAUACCUUGUCCCGCCCGCGCUGCGAGCCUUGUUCGCCGACGCCGAAGAGGCACAUCACGCGGGUACCUUGGCAUUGAAGACUCUGUAUCGACUCGGGCUUCAUCCGCGCGAGCGAGGGAACUCGCUGCGCAUCCCCGAACUCUCAACAUCUGUAUUCGAUGUCCAGUUGAGCAAUCCCAUCGGAAUUUCCGCCGGCCUAGACAAGGACGGCGAGAUCCCAGAUGUCCUCUUCGCCCUGGGCGCCGGCGUCGUCGAGAUUGGAGGCAUCACGCCGCUUCCCCAGACGGGCAACCCCAAGCCUCGUGUCUUCAGGAUCCCCGCCACCGACGGCAUGGUGAAUCGCUACGGGUUGAAUUCUCGAGGCGCCGACGACGUGGCCAGACGGCUGCGAGACCGUCUUCGGCGAUUUGCACGGUCGCUGGGUGUCACGGAGCGGGAGGUGCUGGAUGGGGCCGCCGCCGUGCCCCCGGGCAGUUUGCAACCGGGCAAACUCCUCGCCGUCCAGAUUGCCAAGAACAAGGAGACGGACGGGCGGGACGAAAAGGCCGUCGCCGAUGAUUAUGUAUACUGCGUCCGAAGACUAGCUCGCUACGCAGACGUUUUGGUCGUCAACGUAAGCAGUCCCAACACCCCCGGUCUUCGGGACCUGCAGGCCGCCGAGCCCCUGACGAGGCUCCUCUCGGCCGUCGUGGACGAGGCCGCCAAGACGGACAGAAAGUCGCGGCCCAAGGUCAUGGUCAAGGUGUCGCCCGACGAAGACGGCGACACGCAAGUGGAGGGUAUUGUCGAGGCCGUGCGGAGGAGCGGUGUCGACGGCGUCAUUGUUGGAAACACCACCAAUAGGCGCACUGGCCUGGUCCCCCCGGGAGUCAAGCUCACCAACGACGAACGCAGGGCGUUGAUGGAGACGGGUGGCUAUUCCGGCCCAGCCAUGUUCGACCGCACGUUGGACCUGGUCGGCCGGUACCGAAGGAUGCUUGACGCACAGCCCGCAGACUCGGGUGACCAGAAGAUUGUCUUUGCCACCGGUGGCGUCACCAACGGCGAGCAGGCCCUGAAGAUGCUGAAUGCCGGCGCGAGCGUAGCCAUGGUGUACACGGGCAUGGUGUAUGGUGGCGCCGGCACCAUCACGAGAAUCAAGAGCGAAAUGAAGAGCCAGCUGAAAGGCUGA